This is a messenger RNA of Aspergillus aculeatus ATCC 16872, 1960 nucleotides long. Its product is annotated as snoRNA-binding rRNA-processing protein ENP1. Gene Ontology annotation, biological process: rRNA processing. Bases 158 to 1645 code for a protein of 495 amino acids. Gene Ontology annotation, molecular function: snoRNA binding. The record is from RefSeq and is a predicted model, not a curated record. Gene Ontology annotation, cellular component: preribosome, small subunit precursor; nucleolus; cytoplasm. The transcript has 3 exons. NCBI's taxonomy places the organism in Eukaryota, Fungi, Ascomycota, Eurotiomycetes, Eurotiales, Aspergillaceae.
AUUUGUCAAAGGAUGAUAUAGAGGCGAAUAGCAUUCGUUUCAUGCGUCUUGUUCUGGCGGAUUGAUGGACUUGAACUUCUAACCUGAUUCUUUCUUCUGAACUCAAACAAAUCCUAAAUAUACAAGGUUACUCCAAGGGUGUCGAAAGUGACUCAACAUGCCUAAAGCAGCAGCAUCUCGCUCCGUCGCUGCCCGCCGGCACAAUCCUCUCGCCGAGGACAUGUUAACCCCAGCUGGUCACUUAAGAACCCAAGCAAGCAAAAAGGCUAAUCGCAAAUCCCGUCAAGAUGAGGAACAAGAAGAUGGUGAAAGAUUCGUUGAUGCGAAAAUGUCUCGCAAGAUCCUGCGCAUCGGGCAGGAAUUGGCAGAGGAGGAUGCCGCGGAGCAAAAACUCUCGAUGGGCGCAACAACAGACAAGACGAACACUGCCUUCGACUUUGAGUCUCGGCUAGAAGACGAAGAAUUCCUGUCAGAUGACGAGAGGUUUCAAAAUGAGCAAUGGGACGAUGUGGAGGAAGUUGAAGAAGUGGAAGUUGAUCCUAACGAUCUUGACAUGUUUCACAAGUUCGUUCCCGGUGGGGAUGAGGAUCCGAUAUUCAACCCUCGUGCACCGGGGGCCGAGGGCCAGACAACAAAUCUGGCGGAUUUGAUCCUUGAAAAGAUCGCAGAACAUGAAGCCAGACAGGCUGGCGAAGGUGGGCCGUACAUUCAAGGCGGAGGGUUGGCGGAAGAUGCUGUUCAGAUCCCCGCAAAGGCGGUUGAGGUUUACGAGAAAGUCGGUAUGAUUCUCUCUCGCUACAAGUCAGGCCCCCUUCCGAAACCUUUCAAGAUUCUCCCCUCUGUACCCAACUGGCCGACUCUUCUCUCGAUCACGCGCCCAGAAUCCUGGUCUGCCAACGCUGUUUAUGCCGGUACAAGAAUCUUCAUCUCCUCUAAGCCUGCAGUUGCACAGGAGUUUAUCUCGACGGUACUGCUCGAUCGUGUCCGUGAGGAAAUACAUGAGACCAAGAAGCUCAAUGUCCAUACCUACAAUGCAAUGAAGAAAGCACUCUACAAGCCCGCUUGCUUCUUCAAGGGACUGCUGUUUCCCCUAGUUUCCAGCGGAACAUGUACUCUUCGCGAAGCCCAUAUUGUCUCCUCCGUCAUUGCUCGAGUCUCAAUUCCGGUCCUGCAUUCGGCUGCGGCUCUGCUUCGUAUGUGCGACCUUGCCGCGGAACAAUCCCUGCGAUCUCUGGAGAGUACUGGUGCGGUCAAUGUCUUCAUUCGCAUUUUUUUGGAGAAGAAGUACGCACUUCCAUACAAGGUUAUUGAUGCGCUUGUCUUUCACUUCCUGCGUUUCCGCGCGAACGACAGUGCAGACGAGUCAAUGAUGACAGAUGGGCCAUCCCGUGACGCUAAGGCCUACAAGCUUCCUGUCUUGUGGCACCAGUCAUUGCUGGUGUUCGCUCAACGCUACCGUAACGAUAUCACCGAGGAUCAACGAGAGGCUCUCCUUGACUUGCUCUUGGUUCAAGGGCACAAGGACAUUGGACCCGAGGUUAGGCGCGAAUUGCUCGCCGGUAGAGGAAGAGGGGUCGUUCUACCUGAUUCUGAACGGCAAGGUGCAGUCGAUGCCGGUGAUGAUACGAUGGAUGUCACAUUAUAGUCUUAUCGCCACGAAAUCAUGUGUCGGGAAUGGCUCAUCCCCUUCCUUGCAUUUAGCUGUGAUAUGAUCAGGGUCGUGACUGGCAUUGGCGUUAUUUGGGGCAGUCGAAUUUGCGCAUAUUUUUGUUCUUCUUUUUUGUUUGCUCCCGGUUCUUAGAGACAUGAACUUUUCCGAUAUUCACGAAAUCAUAUUCAGUUUUUAAUUCAUCAAUGUGACAAAGCUACAUACACGUUGUAAAUAAGGUAAUCAUUUCAGUAGACAUAAUUCAAUGUGAAGAACCAUGUAAAUGUUGCAAAUUAACUACACGACCAGAGC